This is a messenger RNA of Nerophis lumbriciformis (worm pipefish), 1743 nucleotides long. Lineage: Eukaryota; Metazoa; Chordata; Actinopteri; Syngnathiformes; Syngnathidae. The record is from RefSeq and is a predicted model, not a curated record.
ACAGCUGGGAUGCGAACCUUUGCACUGUUCUCGUUGUGGGUGCUGGGAACAUCAGCAGUGUUGCCGGACCCCAGCCCAACAACAGAAGAACCCAUCCCGUGUUCCAAGGGAUGCACAUGUUUGUAUGACGACUACAGUGCAGAUCUCAACAUGUACUGCAGUGCUCGGAACUUCACCCACGUCCCAACGGACAUGCCGAGGGGAACACACUCCCUUUGGCUGGAUGGAAACCUUUUCACCGCGUUGCCGGCUGCUUCAUUCAAGGAUCUAAGCAGUCUGGAUUUCCUGAAUUUGCAAAGCGGGCAUCUGGCGACUGUGGAUGCUCAGGCUUUCCGAGGACUACGGUCGCUAGCUCACAUUCACCUUGAGCGCAACCGCCUGCGCACGUUACCAGGUACCGUCUUCCAGCAUACACCGAACCUCGCAUCAAUCAGUCUGCACAACAACCAGCUCGCUCGGGUUGAGGAAAGACUCUUUUCCGGACUUUCUCAUAUGUGGUUCCUCAACCUGGGCUGGAACUUGAUAGCGGUCUUGCCUGAAAAUAUUUUCCAUGACCUGCAGGGUCUGAGAGAACUGGUUCUUGCAGGAAACCGACUCGCCUAUCUGCAGCCGCAACUAUUCCAGAAUCUCGGUGAGCUUAAAGAAUUGGAUCUAACAGGAAAUUUCCUUAAAGUCAUCAAGGCGAAUGUGUUUGUGAAACUCGUGAAGCUACGGAAACUUUACCUAGCCCAGAACCAGAUUGCGACAGUGGCACCGAGAGCUUUUGCAGGCAUGAGAGCCCUCAGAUGGCUGGACCUCACCAACAACAAACUGACCACCCUCCAUGACGAGACCUUCUUAGGCUUGCACAACCUUCUUGUGCUGCGUCUUUCCAACAAUUCUAUCGCUGGAAUUAGGCCCAGGACUUUCCGCGAUCUGCAAUUCUUGGAAGAACUACGACUCAGCCACAACAAAAUUCGUGCUUUGGGAGAAAGGAUAUUUGAAGGACUUGGCCAUCUGGAAGUUCUCGAGCUCGAGCACAAUCAAGUUCAGGAAGCACAAAUGGGGAGCUUCACGGGACUUUCCCAUGUAGCAGUUAUUAACCUGUCUGGAAGCUGCUUCCAGCGUCUACCCGAUCAGGUUUUCAAAGGUCUAUCAAAGUUGCACAGCCUUCAUCUGGACAAAGGCUGCCUGACAAGAAUCACAAAUCAAGCUUUCACAGGGUUAUCGGGUCUACGGAGACUUUUCCUGCAGCACAACAACAUUUCUGUCGUAGAACGCCAGAGCUUCUCAGACCUGGUAGGCUUAGUGGGACUGGACUUAAGUUUUAACAAAUUAGAUGUUCUCAACAGCCACACAUUUUCUGGUCUGAAGAAUCUAGAGUACUUGUUGCUGUCUAACAACGAAUGCCGCCAGUUUCUACACAACGGCACCAUGCAUCUCCUUCCGAGGUUACGUUAUCUCGACCUGAGGGCUAACGCAUUGACGGCUCUCGUCCCUGAUUUCUCUGAGAACAUGGAGAAGCUUCUGCUGUCUGGAAACCGCUGGAAAUGUGACUGCUACAUCCUCCCGUUGCGGAACUACAGCUUAAGAAAUUCCCAGGUUGUCCCUCGGCAAGUAGAGACCCACGCCGAGGGCGAAGAGCCCGACAGUACCAUAACUAUAUAUAACAACAUAACGUGCGCAAGCCCUGCACGCCUAGCAGGUCAAGAUUUACGAGAUAUUGACGCCGAAUUCUUCCAAACAUGCAGAGUAGCACAAUGA